AUGAAAAUGGAAACCACAAAUACCUCUGUUUUUUCUGAUUUGGAAAAAUUUGUAUGGAAAGCUGAAGUGUUGAGUCUGUCUGAUAUUGCAUAUCUGCAGACAGAAACUACAUGUGUGACUGUUGCAACUCUGGAGAAGUUUGAAUGUGGGCAGUCAGGAUGGUAUUAUGAUGGAUGUAGUGAAUGUACCAAAAGUGUGACUUUGAAGGAUGGAAAAUUCAUGUGUUAUUCCAAACACAUCAGUUCUGAGCCAGUCCCAAGGUUUAAGCUUGAAGUGCUUGCCUCCGAUGGAAAGUUAAAAUACAAGUUCGUAUUUUGGGAUGUAGAUUGUGUAAAGUUGAUUGGGAAGUCCGCCCUUCAGAUGAAGUUGGAUUUGAUGGAGACUGGAGAUUUUGAUCCCCUUGAAUUCCCUUAUGAACUUGAUGUGAUGCUGAAGAAGGAGUUGGCUAUAAGAGCAGUGUUUCAACCAAACAAGGCCAGUCUUUCUGUAAUCGGAUUUAAGGCAGACGAAGUGCUACGUACCAAAAUAAAGGAGAUGUUUAAAUGUGAAGAGCACACUUCUAAGAUUGUCGUCUCAACGGAUGACACUCGGGAUGAUAUGCAUACAGCAUCGUGUACUCCGACCAUCAGCACCUCGGAAAAACAGUCUCAUGCUGAUCCACAAACAGUUUCAGAUCAUAUAUCAAUCACUGCAGAUUAUGACCCUUCAGUUGCCAACUCUGCACUUACACCGUCAAAAAGAUCUAUUCCUGAGACAGUUGAAGAACUCGACAGUGCCCAACUAUCGUCCACCAAGAUAAUAAGGGACAUCAAGCUGGAGAAAUGA
This is a messenger RNA of Vicia faba (fava bean), 825 nucleotides long. NCBI's taxonomy places the organism in Eukaryota, Viridiplantae, Streptophyta, Magnoliopsida, Fabales, Fabaceae. The record is from the annotation of a GenBank genome assembly.